UCUCUAGAACUAACUCACUGCCACGCAUCACAUUGAAGUGGUAAUACAUACCAGCAACCAUUUUAAUCUGAGCUUCUUUCUCACCGAUAUUUCCCCUUAGAUAUAUUUCUUCAUCUUUCGAGCCCAGAUUUUGGCUGGCUUUUCCUCUUUUUCUCCCACAUUUUGGAGUGCACUGCACAGAAUAUAAUUCAUCUCAUUUCUCCGUCCAAAUCCUCAACACCGACAAUGAGUUCUCCUUUGAGAAAUGAGAUAAUUGUGAUGAAUCUCCCUCGACAACUACCUGUGGAGGGUGAGUCGUCAGCGUUUUUAUCGACGCAGGCAAUACAACGAGUAAAUUUACCGCCACUAUGGUAUCUAGGUGUAGUUCCCCAGGAAAAUGGCUAUUGGGUUGCUCAAAUCUUAUGUAUUGACCGUCUUAUAUCGCUAGGAACAUUCAAUUCUGAAGUAGCCGCGGCGCGAGCUUACGAUACUGCGGCCAUAACACAGUACGGCGAUGAAUUCUUCCGUAACUUUUUAUUAACGAGUGUCACUAUUCAUGAACCUUCUUUUCAAAGCAAUUACUCCAAUGAAACCAUUGUUGAAAUGAUUAGAAAUGGCUCUUACGAACUCAAGUUGAUCCAUUUUGUUUCGAAUCACCCUCGUAACUACCACUACCGUGGCCCUAUAGAAAUGCCUUCUUGCAUGGACGCCAUCCAAGAAGUCUUUUACAAAAAAAUGUUUCAUAAAGAGCUGACUUUGACUGAUCUCGAGCAUCAAAAAGUAUUGAUUUUACCCAUUGAUGCUCGGCCCUUCUUUCCACGAGUAAGGUCCAAUAGAGUCCAAUUUUGGCUUGAGUUUAAAGACAGAAUGAAUCGAACAUGGGCAUUUCAAUACUUUUACUGGUCUCGUUUUCAGAGAUCUAUACUUACUAGGGGUUGGAGCAAGUUUGUAAGUGAGAUGCAGCUUCGUGCUGACGACAUUGUCGUCUUUUAUCAAUGUUGGGACCGGAGAACGCAUCCUGAAGAAACUUUUGAUAUGGUUGACAUCAUCCGAGGACUUAGAAUCACCCGGGACGAACUGCAGGGCUUAAGCUGACAUCCAUGCCUUUGAUUGAAUGCAAAACGUUCCGUCUAUCAAGUAUCUAGCAGUGUGUUAUUCUUUUUCAAAAAUUUAGGAAGAAACUUUUUAAUGAAGACAAAUAUAUUAUUUUAUGGCGCAAUUCGUACUCGGUAAUAAGAUU
This is a messenger RNA of Phalaenopsis equestris, 1219 nucleotides long. RefSeq names its product AP2/ERF and B3 domain-containing transcription factor At1g50680-like. Lineage: Eukaryota; Viridiplantae; Streptophyta; Magnoliopsida; Asparagales; Orchidaceae. The record is from RefSeq and is a predicted model, not a curated record. Gene Ontology annotation, molecular function: DNA binding; DNA-binding transcription factor activity. The coding region runs from base 226 to 1074 and encodes 282 amino acids. Gene Ontology annotation, biological process: regulation of DNA-templated transcription. The transcript has 2 exons.